CGUGAUUGACUGAGGAAGCUUCGUCGUGUCAGAGGACAGAUUGGCUUGAUGUUUUUUCCCUCAAGACGUCGGAAGGCCAGCAAUGUGUACCCAGUAAGCCUAUCUAUUCAUACAGUUAGCCGUUCCGUGCAAAGUUUCCUUCAGAAUAUGUAAUUUAUGAAAUGCAUUUUUGCAGUAUCUGUUGUUAUUGGGUAUUAAUUAAUGAGCGAUGUAACUUAUUGAGACGUGGUUUUCCUGAACAGCAUUGCGUGCAUACAGUGCCUUCAGAAAGUAUUCACGCCGCUUGACUUCUUCCUAAUUUUGUUAUGUUACAGCCUGAAUUUAAAAUGGAUUAAAUGUAGAUUUUGUGUCACAGGCCUACACACACAAAAAAACAUCAUGUCAAAGUGGAAUUAUGUUUAGACAUUUUUACAAAUUAAUUAAAGAUGAAAAGCUGAAAUGUCUCGAGUCAAUAAGUAUUCAACCCUUUUGUUAUGGCAAGCCUAAAUAAGUGCAGGAGUAAACAUUUGCUUACUAAGUUGCAUGGCCUAACUCUGUGUGCAAUAAUGGUGUUUAACAUGAUUUUUGAAUGACUACCCCAUCUCUGUACCCCACACAUACAAUUAUCUGUAAGGGCCCUCAGUCUAGCAGGGAAUUUCAAGCACAGAUACAACCACAAAGACCAGGGAGGUUUUCCAAUACCUCGUAAAGAAGGGCACCAUUGGUAGAUGGGUAAACCUAAAUAAAGCAAACAUUGAAUAUCUCUUUGAGCAUGGUGAAGUUAUUCAUUACACUUUAGAUGGUGUAUCAAUAUACCCAGUCACUACAAAGAGACAGGCGUCCUUCCUAACUCAUUUGCCGGAGAGGAAGGAAACCGCUCAGGGAUUUCACCAUGAGGCCAAUGGUGACUUUAAAACAGUUCUAGUUUAAUGGCUGUGAUAGGAGACAACUGAGGAUGGAUCAACAACAUUGUAAUUACUCCACAAUGCUAAAAUAAAUGACAGUGUAAAGAAGGAAGCCUGUACAGAAUACAAAUAUUCCAAAACAUGCAUCCUGUUUGCAAUAAGGCACAAAAGUGAAAGUGCAAAAAAUAUGGCAAAGAAAUUAUCUUUAUGUCCAGAAUACAAAGUAUUAUGUUUGGUGCAAAAACAACACAUCACUGAGUACCACUCUUCAUAUUUUCAAGCAUGGUGAUGGCUGCAUCAUGUUAUUGGUAUGCUUGUCAUCGGCAAGGACUAGGGAGGUUUUUUAGGAUAAAAAUAAACGGAAUAGAGCUAAGCACAGACAACAUCCUAGAGGAAAACCUGGUUCAGUCUGCUUACCAACAGACACUGGGAGACAAAUUCACCUUUCAGCAGUGCAAUAACCUAAAACACAAGGCCAAAUAUACACUGGAGUUGUUUACCAAGAUGACGUUGAAUGUCCCUGAGUGGCCUGGGUACAGUUUUGACUUAAAUCGGCUUGAAAAUCUAUGGCAAGAUUUGAAAAUGUCUGUCUAGCAAUGAUCAACAACCAAAUUGACAGAGCUUGAGCUUGUGGUCCUCUGUAGCUCAACUGUGGUCCUCUGUAGCUCAACUGGUAGAGCACGGCGCUUGUAACGCCAAGGUAGUGGGUUCGAUCCCCGGGACCACCCAUACACAAAAAUGUAUGCACGCAUGACUGUAAGUCGCUUUGGAUAAAAGCGUCUGCUAAAUGGCAUAUUAUAUUAUUAUUAUUAUUAUUAUUAUUAAAAAAAUAAAAUAAUGUGCAAAUAUUGUACAAUCCAGGUGUGCAAAGCUCUUAGACUUACCCAGAAAGACUCACAGCUGUAAUCGCUGCCAAAGGCGAUUCUAACAUGUAUUGAUUGACUCAGAGGUGUGAAUACUUAGGUAAAUUAGAUGUUGUAUUUCAUUGUCAAUAAAUUUGCUAAAUUUAUUUAAAGCAUUUUUCACUUUGUCAUUAUGGGGUAUUGUGUGUAGAUUGGUGAGAAAAAAAAUAUUUAAUCCAUUUUGAAUUCAGGCUGUAAAACAAAAUGUGGAAUAAGUCAAGGGGUAUGAAUGCUUUCUGAAGGCACUGUAUUUAAAUCCUAUUGAUCUGUCCUCAUGGAGUGGACUGUCCAUUGUCUUUGCAGACAGCUGCUUAGCCAGAUAGUUGCAAUUUUGCAUCCAAGUACCAGCAAGCUAGCUUUCUAUUAAAGCCCUAUUGGCCUAUAUGCCCUAUGGACAAAAAUCAAAUCGCCCAAUUUGCACUUUCUGUUCCUAGGUCAUGUGCCUACUUCUUGUGACUUCCCUAAACAGUAUCUGAAAUUGAAACAUUCCCCAUAUGUCAUGACAUUUUAUUCUCAUUCCAAAUGACAGGAAAGGGAGGGUGAGAGAAAGGGAAGACUGUCCUUUUUAGAACACUAUUUCAUUCUGAAAGCAUGGUUUGUGCAAUGGAAAGAUGAGUACUGAGUCAGGCUCAUAUAGUCUGCAACUCUGCAUAUCACACAGGGUGCAUCUCAUGGUCCUCUAGCUCAGUUGGUAGAGCAUGGCACUUCAAAUGACAGGAUAUUGGGUUUGAUUCCCGGGACCACCCAUACGUAAAAUGUAUGCACGCAUGACUAUAAGUCUCUUUGGAUAAAAGUGUCUGCUAAAUGGCAUAUAUUAUAUCACAUAGCAUGCAUUUCAAUGGUCUAAAGGUAUGUCCUUUCCUCAUCUCCUUUCCUUCUGCAUCUGUAAUGAUGUGCAUAGACUGGACAGGUGAACGCAAAAGGCUAUUGAGAUGUCCCCUUGACAGUCCAAGUGUGCACAAGUCCUGCAGAUUAUCUGGAGACCAAAGGUUUCUCUGAAGCCAGUCUUUGACCCAAUCUGACAGAUAUCACUAACCCUGAAGCAGAGAAUACCAGACAGGAAUUUAAAGCAAUAUUUUAUCUCACCAUUCUCUGAUUUGGUAACCAGUGCCAGUCUAUUUGUUCUAUAAUUGUAGCCAACUCCUUGUCACCCAUUGUUUGGCAUGACAAUGGGAGCACAAACAAACUAAUGGGAGCACGAACAAAUCUGGGACCAGGCUACUGAGUUGGACCCUCAAGACCAAUAAUAUUGAGCCUAUAUUGAGGUGUAUUGAAUGUGCGUUUCUUUCUAUAGUGUCCAGCCCAUCGAGUGGACCACUGACUGUAAGAACCAGAAGUGAGUAUUGAGGAACUGCUGGUCAGGUCGCGUGCUUGUGCUUGUGCGUGUGCGUGGACAAAGGCUAUUUUAAGGUUUUGGGUUAAGGUCGGGGUUAGGGAAAUUAGGAUUUUGAAUCUAAAUUAAUUUUAGUUCCUCACAAGGGUAGAAGAACAAAACGUGUGUGUGUGUGUUUUCUCUCUUCCAGUUAUGAUGGCAUAGUCUUGGUGACCCAGAGUUAUGACACACUGCCCAAGGAUCUGGAAUGUCUGAAAGCACCUCUGCAGGACUACAGCGCUGUGAGUCACGCGCACACACCCACACCAUAGAUAGAUGAAUAUACCCCUCCUACUUUCUCUUCUCCCCUCUCUCUCCUUCCUCCCUCUCUCUCUUUCUCCUCUAGGUGGACUGUGGUCUGGGAGAUGAGGUGGUAGUGUUGAUGGUUCCGGGGUUGCCUGGUAAACGCUUGGUGUUUGCGUCCACCGGGCCUGUUAACCGGGACUACGAUGACGUCAGACGCUUCAGCGAUGCAGCCGUUAAUGGCAUCAAGAGGUCCAAGUCAACAUCACAUACACACGUACACACAAAAUGUACCAAGAGGUUACUGUAUAUCUGUAUUCCUGUCCUGUGUGUAUCUCUCCUGAGUGGCGCAGUGGUCUAAGGCACUGCAUCGCAGUGCUAGCUGUGACACUAGAGAUCCUGGUUCGAAUCCAGGCUCUGUCGUAGCCGGCCGCGACCGGAAGGGGCGGCGCACAAUGGGGCGGCGCACAAUUGGCCCGGUGUCGUCCAGGGUAGGGGAGGGAAUGGCCGGCAGGGAUGUAGCUCAGUUGGUAGAGCAUGGCCUUUGCAACGCCAGGGUUGUGGGUUCGAUUCCCACGGGGGGCCAGUAUGAAAAAUAAAAAAAUAAUGUAUGCACUCACUAUCUGUAAGUCGUCUGCUAAAUGACUAAAAUAUACUGUCUGGGUAUUUCUUCAGGGCCAUGAAAGCAGGCAUGCAGCGCCCCCUUCUGGUCUGUCCUCGUCACAGCAGCUAUGACAGGAGCACCCUGGUUGCUGCCCUAGGGGCCCUGCACGCCCUCUACAUGGUGAGAACACUGUGAAAUAAGCAAUAGAUACCUGCACACUGACGAAUGCUCCCGUUGUUUUAUUGUGCAUUGUUUCGAGCUGAAGGCACUCCUAUGCCCCUAAAACAAAACAUACCCUUUGCACACAGGUGGAGCUCAAUUGUCUUUUGCUCCAAAUGGUGUGCUGACAUUCAUCCUUUAUCCACAAUCUCUCUCUUUCCCCUCUCUCAAUCUCUUCCAGCCUCUGGAGGUGAGGGAGGUGUCUGUGAAGCCUAGCCAGUAUAAGGUGUGUGUUCUGGGGCUGUGGGUGGACCAGGAGGCCCAGGGGAAGGAGUUGGUGGAUUUGGCCUCUGCUCUGGAGAGUGGACGGUGAGUCGCACACACGCCCAUAUUUUCAUCUGUAACAAAGGAGAGAUCUCUCUUAUGGGGAUACAUUUUUAUAUGUUAAAUGUCCUCAUGCUGAACAGAUUUGCCUCAAGGACCCAUUAGGUCCAUUGGGAUAGAUUUUCCUCCGUCUUGGAAUUUAAAAAAAACCUGUUUAGAAAUGUAUUCUCAGGAACCAUAUGUCCAAAUCACACCAAUGUAGGCCCAUGGUAUAUCUCUUAACUUAGUUUGAAAUAAAUGUAAGGGAUUGGUGAGAUGUCUGAGUUAUUGAUAAAUCAGGAAAUCAGAUUUUACGUGUCCAUUUAACCACCUAGAGUCGAUGUCCGUGCCCUAGCGGAAGCGUAAUUAGCAUAAUAAUAGAAAUCCCCAUAAACAUCCGUCAGUUUAAGCUAGAGAUAUUUGAUAUCUGUCUCAAUCCACCGCAUCCGCUGAUGUCGCACUUCCGCAUUUGCGGUGAAAGGUGACGGCGCUAGAGCGGUGUCAGACCAUGAGACAUCGGUUGUUUUGCUUUAGGAUGCCCACAGGCCCCACAAGACUCGUCUGAAGGUCCCCCGGUAGAGUUGAACAAAUUUAUGCAAGUAUACACUACCGGUCAAAAGUUUUAGAACACCUACUCAUUCAAGGGUUUUUCUUUAUUUAUACUAUUUUCUACAUUGUAGAAUAAUAGUGAAGACAUCAAAACUAUGAAAUAACACACAUGGAAUCAUGUAGUAACCAAAAAAGUGUUAAACAAAUCAAAAUAUAUUUUAUAUUUGAGAUUCUUCAAAUAGCCACCCUUUGCCUUGAUGACAGCUUUGUACACUCUUGGCAUUCUCUCAACCAGCUUCAUGAGGUAGUCACCUGGAAUGCAUUUCAAUUAACAGGUUUGCCUUCUUAAAAGUUAAUUUGUGGAAUGUAUUUCCUUCUUAAUGCGUUUGAGACAAUCAGUUGUGUUGUGACAAGGUAGGGGGGGUAUACAGAAGAUAGCCCUAUUUGGUAAAAGACCAAGUCCAUAUUAUGGCAAGAACAGCUCAAAUAAGCAAAGAGAAACGACAGUCCAUCAUUACUUUAAGACAUGAAGGUCAGUCCAUAUGUAACAUUUCAAGAACUUUGAAGGUUUCUUCAAGUGCAGUCGCAAAAACCAUCAAGUGCUAUGAUGAAACUGGCUCUCAUGAGGACCGCCACAGGAAUGGAAGACCCAGAGUUAACUCUGCUGCAGAGAAUAAGUUCAUUAGUUACCAGCCUCAGAAAUUGCAGCCCAAAUAAAUGCUUCAUAGAGUUCAAGUAACAGACACAUCUCAACAUCAACUGUUCAGAGGAGACUGUGUGAAUCAUGCCUUCAUGGUCGAAUUGCUGCAAAGAAACCACUACUAAAGGACACCAAUAAGAAGAGGAAACUUGUUUGGGCCAAGAAACAUGAGCAAUGGACAUUGGACCGGUGGAAAUGUAUCCUUUGGUCUGGAGUCCAAAUUUGAGAUUUUUGGUUCCAACCGCCGUAUCUUUGUGAGACGCGAUGUGGGUUAACGGAUGAUCUUGGCAUGUGUAUUUCCCACCAUAAAGCAUGGUGUGGGGGUGCUUUGCUGGUGACACUGUAUGAUUUAUUUCGAAUUCAAGGCACACUUAACCAGCAUGGCUACCACAGCAUUCUGCAGCGAUACGCCAUCCCAUCUGGUUUGGGCUUAGUGGGACUAUCAUUUGUUUUUCAACAGGACAAUGACCCAACACACCUCCAGGCUGUGUAAGGGCUAUUUUACCAAGAAGGAGAGUGAUGGAGUGCUGCAUCAGAUGACCUGGCCUCCACAAUCCCCCGACCUCAACCAAAUUGAGAUGGUUUGGGAUGAGUCGGACUGCAGAGUGAAGGAAAAGCAGCCAACAAGUGCUCAGCAUAUGUGGGAACUCCUUCAAGACUGUUGGAAAAUCAUUCCAGGUGAAGCUGGUUGAGAGAAUGCUAAGAAUGUGCAAAGCUGUCAUCAAGGCAAAGGGUGGCUAUUUGAAGAAUCUCAAAUAUAAAAUAUAUUUUGAUUUGUUUAUCGCUUUUUUGGUUACUACAUGAUUCCAUAUGUGUCAUUUCAUAGUUUUGAUGUCUUCACUAUUAUUCUACAAUGUAGAAAACAGUAAAAAUAAAGAAAAACCCUUGAAUGAGUAGGUGUUCUAAAACUUUUGGCCGGUAGUGUAUAUGGAGACUUUCUAGUGCCAAAAAUAAAGGGUUAAAUACAUGUAAAAUAAAAUAACAAAUGUUUUUCUUAUCGUUCUUACAUCUCUCAAGUAUAGGACAGACAAUACAGAACAAACUUACUUUAGAUUUGUUGGGGGGACUAUUUGUUGUUCCAUGUAGUGAAUAUGUUGUUCAAUGCGUUUGUAUGGGCUAAUAGCAGUAGGGCCAAAAUUAAUUGUUCCUCAAAUAGUUUUUGUAUAUUUUUUUUUCAUACUUCGAGGGCUUAGACUGUUAUGGGUUAAAUCCUUUGUAAAUCCACUUCACGAUAGCCUAUCAACUUGGAACUUUUAAGGGUCAUCAAAGACAUUAACAUAAUGAACCAUGUGAAGUUUGGCAUUUAUAUCUUAAAACAUAAGGAAACGAUUAACAAUUCACUUAUUUUACUAUGUAAUUAUAAAACAAAUCUUCUUAUGGACUGUCAGAUUCGCUCCAAAUGUGGUCUUUGGACUCAUCACAAUAGUCCCUAAAGAGUUUGAGAAAAUAAAAUUGAUGCAUUCAAAGAUAGCCACACUAUACCAGUAGAUCCAUUUAGCACAUACGCUAAUAUAUGCUAGGAAAAUACUUAAAAUCUUAUUCUCAUGAACAAUAGGACCAAAUGACACCACAUUUGGAAUGUAGGCCCAUGGUGGUACAUGUCUUAACUUGGUUUGAGAAAAGCUAAGGGAUAGGUCAAAAGAUGGCUGAGUUAUUGACAAAUCAAAAAUCAGAUUUUACGAGGCCUAUCAACUUGAAACUUUUCAUUGCUAUCAUGCACGUCCGUAAGAUGAACCACACUGAAUUUGGUAUUUAUAUCGAAAACAAGGAAACUAACAAUGAAUUAUUUGCAAAUGUAACGCUAAUGCUCAAAAUUAUCUUCUCAUGAACUAUAUGUCAGAUUCACUCCAGAUCCAUGAUUGCACAUAAAGGAAGAUAGUUCCUACAGUACAUGAUAGAGUGCUUGCUUUGUUAUCCAACUGAUAUUUGUGCGUCUAACUUUCUCACUCAUCAUUUAUUCACAAUUCAUUCAGGACUACCCGUAAUCAUGGUAGCAUCCACAUUAACGUAGAAGUGUUUAGAAACAUAUUCUAUUCUUAUUUACAAUAAAAGUGAUUAAAAAAUGACAAAAUUAUUUACCAUUUAUUUAUAUUGGGCACAAAAUAAUCUGAAACACAACCAAAACAAACAGCAAAUUCAUCUAACAAGUUUGUAGAGUCACACACUUGAUGUAAUCAUUGCGUGCUAGGUAUAUGGGACCAAAUACUACACUUUUGACUACUUUAAUACACAUAUAAGCAGGGGUGCCACUUUGAUUUUUGAAGUGGGAGGGACAUAACCUGGCGGGGGUCUGGGGGCAUCUAAAGCUCAUUUCUUGCAUUUUUUAGAACAAAAAGUAAGCAAAAAUGCACACAGUCAUCAAGCUAGGUAAGAGAUCAUUAUUAAAUAUGUUUAAGUGAUUAAUAAGACUGAACUAGAUCAAAGGUAAUUCAAUAAUAAAUAUUGUGUUGCACCUUUGUCCAAUAGCCUAACAAAUGAACAACUCUUGAAAAAAAGCCGCAUGCACACCCAACCCCCACCAGUCUAGUCAAUAACUCAACUCUCUCCCAACACAAUUUCCUUCCCAGUUCACACCUUUAAUUUUUUAAUUCCCAAGGGAAAGGUUUGGAAACAAAAAAACUAACAAAAAGCCCACAUACUGUACACCUCACAUAUACAUUAACACACAAACAGCAAAUCCUCCAUAUAAUUAAUCUCAUAGGACUAAUAGUACUGUAGAGCUCUUUUUACUUGCACACAAUAUGGCUGGGUCGCCCCGUCCUGUCCCUAGGGGUCUACCCCCCUGCAGCGCCCCAACCCAACACACCCCACUCAGCUUUAGGAUCUUAGUGAAACAUUCAUUAUUGGUUUUGGGUGUGUUAAGCCAAUGCCAGAGUGACAACCCACAGGACGGCAGACCCCCAGGGCCAGGACUGAGCAGUCCAGCAGCUAGGGAUUGCCAAAAUGGGUAUCUCCCCUGACGUGGGCAUGUUUUCAAUACAGACUCCUUAAGUCGUAAUGUACUCCAUAUUAGGCAUCCAGACCUUAUUAAAGUUUCCCAGUAUACCCUUUAUCCUGUAAUAAAUCUAGUGAUGCAUAUCUUGACAUUGUGGGAGGAUAACCAACCUUCCAAUUAAUGGCAAAGCAUUUCUUAGCCACUAUAAAUGCUUGGUUACACAGUUUCUUCAGAUAAGUAUCCUGUAUCAACAUUUCCAAGCAAACAAAAACUGGGAGAAGGGAGAAUCUAUAGACAUGCUGAGAUAAAAGAACAUACUCUUUGCCAGAAUUCAGCCAGCCUUCACGAGACCAUAACAUAUGCAAAUAUGUCCCCUUUUGUGGUUUAUACCUCUAGCAGAGGAAUGACAUUUCUGAGUGCAUGUAAUUCAGUUUCACUGGCAUAUAUACUGAACAAAAAUAUAAACGCAACAAUUUCAACGAUUUUACUGAGUUACAGUUCAUAUAAGGAAAUCAGUCAAUUGAAAUAAUUUCAUUAUUCCCUGAUCUAUGGAUUACACAUGACUGCGCCAUGGGUGGGCCUGGGAGGGACCCACUUGGGAGCCAGGCCCAGCCAAUCAGAAUGAGUGUUUCCCCACAAAAGGGCUUUAUUACAGACCGAAAUACUCAGUUUCAUCAGCUGUCCGGGUGGCUGGUCUCAGAUGAUCCCGCAGGUGAAGAAGCAGAUGUGGAGGUCCUGGGCUGGGGUGGUCACACAUGGUCUGCGGUUGUGAGGCCAGUUGGACGUACUGCCAAAUUCUCUAAAACGACGACGUAGGCGGCUUAUGGUAGAGAAAUAAAAAUUAAAUUCUCUGCCAACAGCUCUGGUGGACAUUCCUGCAGUCAGCAUGCCAAUUGCAUGCGCCCUCAUCUGUGGCAUUGUGUUGAGUGCCCUUUUUAGAGUGGCCUGCUCACUAAUAGGAAUGUAAACAAAUUUGUGCACAAAAUCUGAGAGAAUCAAGCUUUUUGUGCAUAUGGAAAAUAUCUGGGAUCUUUUAUUUCAGCUCAUGAAACAUGGGACCAACACUUUACAGAUUGCAUUUAUAUUUUUGUACGUUCUAUGGAUGGUCUUAAACUGCAGUCAUUUAUGUCUGAGAUGAUAUGAACAUGACUGGGCAUUCAAACAUAUCUGUAUCCAUUCAUCAUCAUCAAUAGCUUCUACCAGGUCUUCCUCACAUUUUUGUUUUACAUGUUUUGUGUCAUCUGGAAAAGCCUCUGUCAACGCUUGAUACAGUUUGGAAAUCAACUUUGGAGGUUUGUCAGACUGCCUUACAAUAGCAUCUGGCUUGUGCCAGUGUUGGCUGCACAGAGAGAAUAAAGUGUUAUAUCUGCAAAAAUGCACCUCACCUCCAUCACAGACUGGUCUUCCCUGGCUGCCUGACCCUGCUGAGACCACUGUCACCAUCUGAUCCUCCUAAAAUGAGGCAUGACAAAGAAUUACCUUGGUGUACAUUUAUACAUUAUAUUAUCCAAGAAUAGAAUCAAUGGUUCAAUAAUUGAAAUGACCAUUAUUCCCAGAUCCCAGACUGUAGCUUUAAGCUUAAACUGUGGUGUAGCUACUGUAGGUCUACCCAUCAAUUCAAGAUGGAACUUUGUAUUAUUCACUGAUAUUGUUAAUAUACUGCAAAAUACACCUGAGCUCCAUAUACUGGUCUUCCCUGGCUGUCUGACCCGGCUGGGCCCCUGUCACCAUCUGAUCCUGCUAAGACAUGAUGAGCAUAGUGUUGUGUACUGACUGCACUAGAGGGCUGCAUUCCCACGGGUUGCCUGCGGGUCCCGACAGAGAUCAUUGCGGCGCGGUUGGCAUUUUUCAUGUUGCGGGCGGUCAGACAGACGACUUUGGGAAGGAAAUAUUUGUGUUGUCCCACAGGAUAUUUGGAAACAGUCCUCUUUCUGCUUUGUAUGUGUUACCCUACCUAUUGUAUUAAAAACACAUAUUUCGCAAUAUUCACACACUCAGAAUUCGCUGCUUCAACUUCAGUAGCCUACCUCUCCUAGUUGGGCGUGAGAGUUCAAGUGCCGCUAGUAUGUGUGGUCUCAUUGAAAUAGAGUAGGGUGCCUACAUGGGCGGAGAAUCACGUGGCAGGUAACUUGAAUAUGAAAUUAACGUAUAUAUGACUAGACUGCAGUUUACUACAGUGUCUGUAAAUAAAUAGUGAUAAUGGAAAGAAGUGGAGGGCGCUCAACCAACGUGAGUCGAAGUGCAAUCAAAAAUAAUUGUUGAAAAGGUAAAGGCACAAUGCGCACAUAGGUUAUGCUACUAUGGUGAGCGAGCGUUGCGCCUUUUCAUUUUCAAUAAGUAUUGAUUACCCAUUUAUUUGUCUCUGCCUGCAAAUCAUCCUCCUAAAAGGUAGGCUAUAUCCUAUAGGCCUAUGCAAAACGUAGCAAGUGUCGCUGUCAUCAUUCUUGCUGCUUCAAGUUCAGUAGCCAUACCUGCGAGAUCAGGUGCGCGUUUGGUCUCAAUUAAAUAGAGUAGGCUAUAGCCUAUGCAUGGGCGGAGAAGCACGGGGCAGUUAUAUUUCGAAGGAAAUGUACUUCCUAAAUAGGCCUAUGAUUAGGCUAUAGUUUACUACAUUGCCUAGAAAUAGGCCUAAAUAUUGUUCACCCAUAUUUCUUCGUCUGAAAAUCUUCCCACUCCUAAAAGGUAGGCUAUAAAAAUAGCUCAAGUGAAUGCAAGUCUCUCCAACUCCGCUCUCUUCAAACUAGAUCUAGCAUAUUGGCUGAAAUAGCCCAGUAAUAAGGGCCAUGUGAGAAUCUCUGGUAAUUUAACCUAUUUCUGAAGUUAUUUUUGCGCAUUUGAUAUUGCCUAUAGGGCGCAAAAUUGCUCACAUACGCCUAAAGUAACACUGCGGUACUGCAGUUGGGUUUGGGACAGUGGGAGUCGGACAGAAAGCCAGCGGGAGUGGGAUGAAGAAAACGGUCCCACGCAGACCUCUACUUUGCACCAUGACAGUGAAGCCUGUAACGUUAGAGCUGUUUAUUACUGUGCAAGUGUGAAAAGUAGGGAAUUAGCUAGGGAAACUGACAGAUCAAUGACGUUACAUUGCCAUACUAACUAAUAAAACUCACAUUGCACUGAAAAAAUGUCAGAAUAUAGUCUUCUAUCGUUUGGCCGAUGGUUUCAUAGAUUGAUUCAGGUCUAACGUUAGUGUGAUUGAGGCAAAAAGAAUAGCUAACGUUAGCCAACUUUUGGCCAGCUCUCUCUCUAAUGGUACAUCAGCUGGCGAAAGCUAGCCAAGUUCAUUUACUUCUGAAACGGGACAAAACAAAGUUGACAAAACAUUUUCGUACAAACAAAAGCUGUUAGAUAGUAAUUAUAGCCACCUCAUAUCGCUAUCUGACAGAUAACUAGAGGCUAGAGCUAACCUGGCUGUGGUAGCUAGUGUAGCUUAUUCAUUCACCUCAGUCGAGAGGGGAUGAAACAUUAGCUAAUGUUACAUGUCAAUUACAAUACUAGCUCAGCACUGCGAAUAAACACUAGUGUCGUUUUUUCUGUUAAGAUAAACAGCAGUUACCUUGCCAGCUACAUCAGUCAACUAAAGAUUAGCCAGUUUCUGCUCUGCUUGCUUUUGCAACUCGGUGAAAGAGCGCAACACAUACACACUGAACUAUGCUCAACUCUCCCGUGCUGGUCCAGUCUUCCAGAAGGUUUGCCUUCACACAGCCUACCCAACCGCUUGGAGGCGUCCGCAUGGUGCUUAGGCACACCCGUGCCACACUGCAAUGAUAAAACUGGGGGGGACAAAAAUGCAAUUUCAGAAUGUGCCCCCGUCCCCAGUGAAAGUUGCGCCCCUGCAUAUAAGUGAAUUUGUCCCAAUACUUUUGGUCCCCUAAAAUGGUACAAAAAGUGCUGUAAUUUUCUAAAUGGUUCACCCGAUAUGGAUGAAAAUACCCUCAAAAUAAAGCUGACAGUUUGCACUUUAACCUCAUAGCCAUAGUAUCAUUUCAAAUCCAAAGUGUUGGAGUACAGAGCCAAAACAACAACACAAAUUGUCGCUGUCCCAAUACUGUUGGUGCUCACUGAGUAUCCCAAACAUUAGGAACACCUUCCUAAUAUUGAGUUGCAGCCCCCCCCUUUUGCCCUCAGUACAGCCUCAAUUCAUCGGGGCAUGGACUCUACAAGAUGUUGAAAGCGUUCCACAGGGAUGAUGGCCCAAGUUGACUCCAAUGCUUCCCACAGUUGUGUGAAGCUGGCUAGAAGUCCUUAGUAUGGUGGACCAUCUUGAUACACAAGGGAAACUGUUGAGCAUGAAAAACCCAGCAACAUUCCAGUUCUUGACACAAAACGGUGCACCUACUACCAUACCCUGUUCACAAAGGCACUUACAUUUUGUGUCUUGCCCAUUCACCCUCUGAAUUGCACACAUACACAAUCCAUGUCUCCAUUGUCUCAAGGCUUAAAAAUCCUUCUUUAACCCAUCUCCUCCCCUUCAUCUACACUGAUUGAAAUGGAUUUAACGAGUGACAUCAAUAAGGGAUCAUAGCUUUCACCUGGAUUCACCUGGUCAGUCUGUCAUGGAAAGACCAAGUGUUCUUAAUGUUUUGUAUACUCGGUUUAUAUAUAUUUACUAUGAUCUUUCUCUCUUCUUCCCUUGGCCCUCCAUCUCCCUCUCUCUCUCCAGGCUGGCUUGCCGUGACAUAGGAGGGUCCGAUCCUGAAAGGAUGGCUGCUCCUCGUGUGGCUGAGUACGUCCAGGCCCUCUUUAAGGAGAGCCCAGUGCAGGUGAGAGAGAGGCUUUUCUCCUACAUCCAAAAAAGAAAAGGUGAAGAUAUCUCACAAAAAGACAACAAAAGUAUUUUGUUAUUCAUAGUGGCUUUUCUAUUAGUUAAAAAGGCUGUUUUGUUUCGACCUUAAUCGAUCAUUGUCAAAGCACUUAGUUGUGGUCUUUUUGGGAGAUGCCAUCACCUUUUCUUUUUUAGAAUAUGACUUUACCUAGAUGAGCACCUCAUUCCAUAGAAGCGCCGGCAUAUCUCAUUUCUACUUGUCUCAAGUACUGGAUCUCACUAAUGUAUUAGUGUUAAUGUGAUAAUGCUGAACGGGCCUGUCUCUCAGGUGGAUGUGGUGAGUGAUCUGAAGGUGCUGGAGAAGGAGUAUCCCUGCCUCGCUGCUGUAAACCGCUGUGCCAAUGGUAAGUGUGUACAGUGAGGGAAAUAAGUAUUUGAUCCCCUGCUGAUUUUGUACGUUUGCCCACUGACAAAGACAUGAUCAGUCUAUAAUUUUAAUGGUAGGUUUAUUUGAACAGUGAGAGACAGAAUAACAACAACAAAAUCCAGAAAAACGCAUGUCAAAAAUGUUAGAAAUUGAUUUGCAUUUUUAUGAGGGAAAUAAGUAUUUGACCCCUCUGCAAAACAUGACUUGGCAAAACCCUUGUUGGCAAUCACGGAGGUCAGACGUUUCUUGUAGUUGGCCACCAGGUUUGCACACAUCUCAGGAGGGAUUUUGUCCCACUCCUCUUUGCAGAUCUUCUCCAAGUCAUUAAGGUUUCGAGCCUGACGUUUGGCAACUCGAACCUUCAGCUCCCUCCACAGAUUUUCUAUGGGAUUAAGGUCUGGAGACUUGCUAGGCCACUCCAGGACCUUAAUGUACUUCUUCUUGAGCCACUCCUUUGUUGCCUUGGCUGUGUGUUUUGGGUCAUUGUCAUGCUGGAAUACCCAUCCACGACCCAUUUUUAAUGCCCUUGCUGAGGGAAGGAGGUUCUCACCCAAGAUUUGACGGUACAUGGCCCGUCCAUCGUCCCUUUAAUGCGGUGAAGUUGUCCUGUCCCCUUAGCAGAAAAACACCCCCAAAGCAUGUUUCCACCUCCAUGUUUAACGGUGGGGAUGGUGUUCUUGGGGUCAUAGGCAGCAUUCCUCCUCCUCCAAACAUGGUGAGUUGAGUUGAUGCCAAAGAGCUCGAUUUUGGUCUCAUCUGACCACAACAAUUUCACCCAGUUCUCCUCUGAAUCAUUCAGAUGUUAAUUGGCAAACUUCAGACGGCCCUGUAUAUGUGCUUUCUUGAGCAGGGGGACCUUGCGGGCGCUGCAGGAUUUCAGUCCUUCACGGCGUAGUGUGUUACCAAUUGUUUUCUUGGUGACUAUGGUCCCAGCUGCCUUGAGAUCAUUGACAAGAUCCUCCCGUAUAAUUCUGGGCUGAUUCCUCACUGUUCUCAUGAUCAUUGCAACUCCACGAGGUGAGAUCUUGCAUGGAGCCCCAGGCCGAUGGAGAUUGACAGUUCUUUUGUGUUUCUUCCAUUUGCAAAUAAUCGCACCAACUGUUGUCACCUUCUCACCAAGCUGCUUGGCGAUGGUCUUGUAGCCCAUUCCAGCCUUGUGUAGGUCUACAAUCUUGUCCCUGACAUCCUUGGAGAGCUGUUUGAUCUUGGCCAUGGUGGAGAGUUUGGAAUCUGAUUGAUUGAUUGCUUCUGUGGACAGGUGUCUUUUAUACAGGUAACAAACUGAGAUUAGGAGCACUCCCUUUAAGAGUGUGCUCCUAAUCUCAGCUCAUUACCUGUAUAAAAGACACCUGGGAGCCAGAAAUCUUUCUGAUUGCGAGGGGGUCAAAUACUUAUUUCCCUCAUUAAAAUGCAAAUCAAUUCAUAACAUUUUUGACAUGUGUUUUUCUGGAUUUUGUUGUUGUUAUUCUGUCUCUCACUGUUCAAAUAAACCUACCAUUAACAUUAUAGACUGAUCAUUUCUUUGUCAGUGGGCAAACAUACAAAAUCAGCAGGGGAUCAAAUACUUUUUUCCCUCACUGUAUAUGUGUGUCUGUUUCUGUAUGUGUGUGUCUUUUUCAUCCAUGUGUGUUUGUCUCCUUUAGCUGUGCCUCGUCACCAGGCCAGAGUAAUCAAGCUGCAGUACUGUGGAGAAGGACCCAUCCAACACACACUGAUGCUGGUCGGCAAGGUGAGCAGGAGAGAGAGGAAGGAGUUGGGGUGGAAGAGGAGAAGAUGAUGAUUUGAUAAUGGCGAUUUAAAGGGAGUGGGGUGUUUCUAUCAUGUCAUGAACAUGUUUUUCUGUGUGUAACAUGCGUGCAUUUAUUUGUGUGUGUGUCUCUCUCAGGGCAUCACCUAUGACACUGGUGGAGCUGACAUCAAGGCUGGUGGCAUCAUGGCUGGCAUGCACAGAGACAAGUGUGGUGCUGCUGCCGUGGCUGGGUUCUUCCAGGUAAAUAACUAACACUUUGAUACCCUUCAGUUAUUACUAGUGGACUCAUAGUCCCUGAUAUAGUCUGUUACUCCUGCUAACAUGUAGCUGUCUCCUGUCCUGUCAGGUCCUGGCCAAACUCAAGCCCAAGCAUCUGAAGGUGGUGGGUGCCAUGGCGAUGGUGAGAAACAGCGUGGGCUCAGGUCAGUGUGAUGUCGUGGGGUGGGGGUUUCACCCAUAGAAAUAGAAUAUAAAUAUCUAAUAUAGAUUAUAUUUCUAUGGUUUCACCUACUGAGUAGUUGGCCUCUUCCCUCUCUCCUCUAAAUGUGUGUGUGUGGGAUAUGUUCUGUCUCUCUGACAGAAUGAGGGUUUAAGGAUUUUGUGUUCUCUCUCUGUUCUGUCAGACUGCUACGUAGCUGAUGAGUUGGUGGUGUCCCGUGCGGGUCGCAGGGUUCGUGUAGGGAACACAGAUGCUGAGGGACGCAUGGUGAUGGUCGACCUGCUUUGUGAGAUGAAAGAGAAGGUAAAGGAAACACAACUGUAUUCCAUGUCCUCCCUCACUCUCCCUGUUUCUCCUGUCAAAUCUAUUCUCUGUCUCCUUAAUCUCAUGUCUUCUUCCUCUCUCAACAGGCGGUACGUGAGGCGUCUCCUCAGCUGUUCACCAUCGCCACUCUGACAGGACAUGCCAUCAGAGCCAUGGGACCCAACUACUCUGUGAGUACUGUACCAUACACACACAGUAUCUGUACUGUACCAUACAGACUCUUUAUAAAAUAGCACACUGGCCAUGGUGAGAAUGAUUGCUAAUGAUGUAAAUUAAACUCUUUCGGUUAUAGAUCAUCAUGGACAACGGAGCUGCCCAUCGCUCUGGCAAUGCCCAUCAGUGGCAGAAAGGUGAGAUGCUCGACACACACUAUUCAAACAAAUCAGAAAACCAGGGUUUUCUGGUAUGAACAUGGUGUAUGUAACCCGUUAGUCCUUUCUCUCUCCCUCUCUGUAGCGGGAGAGGUGCUGGGUGAUCUGUUUGAGGUGUCCAGUAUCAGGCGUGAGGACUAUGACUUCCAUAAAGGGAAGUCUGAGUAUGAGGAGAUUCUGCAAAGCAACAACCUACCAUCCUCUGCUACCCCACGUGGACAUCAGACCCCCGCUGCCUUCCUCAUCAUGGCCUCUGGGCUGGACAAGGUACACACACAUGCUCCACAGCCCUGUUCAUAGCCCUGAAUCUAACCUAAUCGCUGUUUGUAUGUGUUUGUCUUGUUUCACUUCAUCAGUACGGUGUGGACUCUGGCACUCCUCUGCCUUACUCUCACAUCGACAUCGCUGGCUCAAGCGGCCCCUUCCCUGGUGUCCCCACCGGAGCUCCAAUCCUCGCCAUGGCUACCAACUACAUCCUGCCCAGUGCAUAUCAACCCAACGAUGCCCUGCCCAGAGCCUAGCAAUUUGAUGAUAGAAAUAGAAUGUGUCGAAUGGACCCUAUUUUCUGUCUCAUGAGAAAUGUCACAUAGAACCGUCCUGAUAGUGCCAGUUCAAUUGAUAUGUUGCACAAAGUAUUCAAGAGCACAGAUAUCCAUCAAUGCUGUGAUAUCGGCAGUUCAUUUCGAACAUUCCAAUACCUCUCCAAGAUCUGUUAUUCUAUAGAUUAUAUUUCUAAGAUUCUGCUACGGUUUAUCCGUCCAACCUCAAAUGUCAAAUGUUUGACCCCCAUUUCUAACAUGAGUCACUGUAUUGAAUACACUCUCAAUUACCAAACACGCUUUGUUGUUCAUGCAUCCAUUUUGU
Messenger RNA from Coregonus sp. 'balchen', 17648 nucleotides. Lineage: Eukaryota; Metazoa; Chordata; Actinopteri; Salmoniformes; Salmonidae. The record is from the annotation of a GenBank genome assembly.